Vigna angularis (adzuki bean) is the source of this 587-nucleotide messenger RNA. RefSeq lists its product as uncharacterized. NCBI's taxonomy places the organism in Eukaryota, Viridiplantae, Streptophyta, Magnoliopsida, Fabales, Fabaceae. Bases 81 to 404 code for a protein of 107 amino acids. The record is from RefSeq and is a predicted model, not a curated record. The transcript is spliced from 2 exons.
AUUUGUCUUAGGUAUGGUUUUUUGAGCUCUUUGUUCCACCAAAAGGUCCUAUUGAUAAAUUUCCACGAAUAUUGCAUUGGAUGAAUAUAAGUGUUGGAGACAAGUUCGUUAAACGGUGUAUGGAGACAGGUUUGGUUGUUGACGAUGUUUAUGGUGGUCCUUCAACGAAGGAUAAGGAGGAAUACAGGCCAACACCUAAAAGAAAGGAUGCUAAACCAAGAGGAAAGAAGAAACAAAAAAGAAUUCGCAGAGAAACUUUUAUGCGUGCCUUAGAGGAACAAGAAUUUCUAAUUGACGAACUUAAAAGGAGGGUUGCAACUUUGGAGGCACAAUUGGCUGAAGAGAAGGCAAGAAGGCAAAAUAAAGAUGACGUUGGUGUCAACACCCAAUUUCGUCCGGAUUGACAAAUAAAUUUAUUUUAUUGCAUUUUCCCAUAAAAAAAAAUAAUAUGUAUAUAAAAAGAAAAAAAAAUAAUAAAUAACCAAAUAAAUAAAUAAAUAAAUAAGGGAAAAAGAAAAUAUAAUAAAUAAAAUAAAAUAAAAUAAAAACAAAAAAAAAACGUUCGUCCUCCACUGAGCGCGUUCGGU